UUAAGCCCCCUCCACCUUCGUUGUUCCGCGAUCCGACAGCCGAAAGUUCUCCUCCUCCCGCCUGCACCGAACGGAUCGAAUGCACCACCCGCCGCCGGCUAAAACCUACGCUCGUAACCGCCCCUAGCCAUGUGGCGGCGCCGCCUCUCCCUCCUCUCUGAUCUACCCUUCCCGAUCCGUCGCCCGCUGCCAGUCACCCGACCCCCCUCGAUCUCCAUCGCGCCCCUCGCCAGAGCCCUGAAGCCCCCACCUCCUACCGCGGCGGCGGCGGCGGCGAUGGAUGCCGGCUUUACUCCGUUCGGGAUCUUUAGGUCUUCGUACAGCGGGAUGGCGAUGGGGUCGUCUCCGGCGACGGCGAGCCUGCUGAGCCUGAACGAUCUGAGGGAUAACAAGGGGGCGCGGCAGAAGAAGAAGCGGAAAGGGAGGGGUAUUGGGUCGGGGAAAGGGAAGACGGCCGGAAGGGGGCACAAGGGGCAGAAGGCUCGAGGGACGAGCAAGUUUGGGUUCGAGGGUGGCCAGACGCCGCUCCGCCGUCGACUCCCCAGGCGGGGUUUUAAGAAUCCCUUCAGCCUCACCUUCCAGCCUGUAGGUUUGGGGAAGAUUGCAAAACUCAUAAAUGCAGGAAAAAUUGACUCGUCAGAACUUAUUACUAUGAAAACCCUUAAGGAUACAGGUGCAAUAGGAAAGCAUAUAGAGGAUGGCAUCAGGUUGAUGGCUCAUGGUUCUGAACAUAUCAACUGGCCGAUACACCUUGAGGUAUCGAGAGUGACAGUUCGUGCAAAAGCUGCGGUGGAAGCUGCCGGCGGUUCCGUGAGAAAGGUGUACUACAACAAGCUGGGGUUUAGGGCACUGCUCACGCCCGAGUGGUUCGCAAAGAAGGGACGCCUAUUACCGAAACCAGCGAGGCCUCCACCGAAGCAGCGAGACAGGGUCGAUGACAUCGGUCGCUUGCCUGCCCCUACCAAGCCGAUACCUUCUACAACUGAAGAGAAAGAUGCAACAGCAGCUGCUUGAAGCACCAAUUCUGAAGAUGCAUCAGUGACAACUGCUUCUUGAACAAGACAAAUCAUGCUGAUGGCCUCCAUUGCUGUUUGAAUUGGUUGCUCUUUGUCAUGUACUCGAAGAGAUCUCACUCAAUAAUCCAAGCUUGGUGGUUCUGUACCAUUUGGAUCCUGCACUCCUAUUGUAAUGUUACUUUGCAGAAGAAUUGUUCUUAAAUUAUGAAUCACUGUCAAUUCA
Molecule: messenger RNA, 1239 nt
Organism: Musa acuminata AAA Group (dessert banana)
Lineage: Eukaryota; Viridiplantae; Streptophyta; Magnoliopsida; Zingiberales; Musaceae
Exons: 4
Coding region: 130-1014 (294 amino acids)
Biological process (GO): translation
Cellular component (GO): mitochondrial large ribosomal subunit
Molecular function (GO): structural constituent of ribosome
Source: RefSeq, a predicted model, not a curated record